AUGGCAACAACAGUUGGAAACGAGCUUGUGGAUCAGGCGGCGAAGGUGGCAGCACAGAGUGGUUCGGUGCCCUUGAUGGUGGAUCCCACCCAACAGACGGAUAUCACGACCUUUGCACAUUGUUACGGCGGGAUUGUUGAAAUCGAUCUACGUCAGCUCCUCAAACAACAAUCGACAAUCCGUCACCAUCAGGCCUGGACGUCACAGAGGCGGGUCAAGAGGGCGAUCCCUGACAUCGAUGACGUGGAAUGGAACUCGAUCUUGGCUUAUGUCCACGACAGGCACGCAGUCUUCACCUUUUACAGCAACAGCAAGGACUCCCAUCAACGCACACAUCACAUCAAAAGGCUGCAUGGAAUGCUACCCACUCUGAACUCCAUGCAGGCUCGCAAGCCCAACUUGUACCCAACAUGCGUAUGCCGACGAUGCGAGCUCGAGAAGGAGGAUAUCUAUCAUAUCUGGAAAUGCCCCUUGGCAGCCGAGACCACUACUGAGAUCUGGAAGGAGGCCAUGGGCAAGAUUAACGAGUGGGGUGUGCAGGCGACAAACAGCUACAACGCAGCCAGGAAGCAGGAAUACAAACGCGCGGUGGCGGUCGUCAGGUACCGAGGCCAGUACCCAUACAUUGGUGGCCCCCUUCGGAUGCAGAUCAUGUACGAGGAUUUUCCUCCAUCGGUGGAGCUCGAGCCAUGCACAGCGAAACCGAUGUGGAACGUGUCGGAUCUCCUCCGCGGCAUCACCCCCUUGAGCAUGUUGACUGAAUGGUCCGCGGUCUUCCGGACCCCAAUGUCCAUUGCCAAGACGGUCUUGCACAAGUUUGUUGGCUACCUGGAGGCGCAGGCCUCGGAGCUGAUCUGGAAAUCUCGGUGCUCUGAGACGAUCGCGUGGGAACAGAGCCAGGGGAUCUCUGCCAAGGGCAGGAUAUCCAAGUACACAGGCCCCCGAGGUGACUGGAGUCAAGGAUACGGUUACAUCGCCCACGAUGGUUUCUGCCCAUGUGGCGCUUCGCUAGCCACAUAUGAUGAAGGAAGGUGCCCUGGAGCGACUAAGGACCCACGCGCUGCUGACGAGCGGUUGUUGGAGAGUUUGUUGGGAAGGAAGAGGUUGUCAAUGAUGGAGAGGAUGGGAAGAAUCCCCUUCAUUUGUAUCUAG
Molecule: messenger RNA, 1152 nt
Organism: Linnemannia hyalina
Lineage: Eukaryota; Fungi; Mortierellomycota; Mortierellomycetes; Mortierellales; Mortierellaceae
Source: the annotation of a GenBank genome assembly